GGUUGCUAGGCGGAAGCAGGGCGCGGCGGCGGCCGCUGCGGCUGCCCGGGCGUUUGAAAAGCGGCUACGCAGGCGGCAAAAGCAGACCUCGCCACCGGGCCGCCGACCGCGGCGACCAUGGUCUCCAAGUCCGACCAACUGCUCAUCGUCGUGUCCAUCCUAGAAGGUCGCCAUUUCCCCAAACGUCCAAAGCAUAUGCUUGUAGUAGAAGCAAAGUUUGAUGGAGAACAGUUGGCUACUGAUCCCGUGAACCAUACUGACCAGCCAGAAUUUGCUACUGAGUUAGCCUGGGAAAUUGACAGGAAAGCGCUUCAUCAGCACAGGCUACAGCGUACUCCUAUAAAACUCCAGUGUUUUGCCUUAGAUCCUGUAUCUUCAGCCAAGGAAACUAUAGGUUACAUUGUUUUGGACUUAAGAACUGCUCAAGAAACAAAACAGGCACCGAAAUGGUACCAGUUGCUGAGUAAUAAAUACACCAAGUUCAAGUCUGAGAUACAGAUAAGCAUUGCUUUGGAAACAGACACAAAGGCGCCAGUGGAUAGUUUUAAAGCCAAAGGGGCCCCCCCUCGAGAUGGAAAAGUACCUGCUGGCUUGUCUGGACUUGACCCCAGGGACAUUGUGGCAGUGCUGAACGAGGAGGGAGGCUACCAUCAGAUUGGACCAGCAGAGUAUUGUACUGACUCCUUCGUUAUGUCGGUUACCAUCGCAUUUGCCACCCAGUUGGAGCAGUUAAUUCCAUGUACUAUGAAACUUCCAGAAAGACAGCCUGAAUUUUUCUUUUACUACUCUUUACUGGGAAAUGAUGUUACAAAUGAACCAUUCAAUGAUUUGAUCAACCCAAACUUUGAGCCAGAAAGAGCGUCUGUUCGCAUACGUAGCAAUGUAGAAGUUCUGCGUGUUUACCUGGCUCUUCAGUCUAAACUGCAGAUCCAUCUCUGCUGUGGAGACCAGUCACUUGGGAGUACAGAAGUACCUUUAACUGGAUUACUGAAAAAGGGCAGUACAGAGAUCAACCACCACCCAGUCACAGUCGAGGGUGCGUUUACCCUUGACCCUCCAAACCGAGCCAAACAAAAGCUUGCACCUAUUCCUGUGGAGCUGGCUCCAACUGUGGGAGUGUCUGUGGCUCUGCAGAGGGAAGGCAUGGACUCCCAGUCUUUAAUUGAAUUAAAGACCCAGAAUGAACAUGAGACAGAGCAUUCAAAGAAGAGAGUUUUAACUCCCAUAAAGGAGAAGACACUUACUGAGCCAAAAUCACCAAGCAUGUCCCCUGUUCCGCCUCACAACCAGUCACCUCCAACAAAAGAUGAUGCCACAGAAAGCGAAGUGGAAAGCUUACAGUAUGAUAAGGACACCCGACAGAAUCCAAAAGCCAGUUCUUCUGUACCUGCUUCACUGGCCCCGCCAGUGCCCACAUCCAAUGUUUCACAAACAGCUUCAGGACAGAAGAUUGCUGUUCCAGCAACAUCACAUCAUUUUUGCUUUUCAAUAGACUUAAGGAGUAUCCAUACCUUGGAAAUUGGUUUUCCAAUCAACUGUAUAUUAAGGUAUUCGUAUCCAUUCUUUGGAAGUGCAGCUCCUAUUAUGACUAAUCCUCCGGUAGAAGUUCGGAAGAACAUGGAGGUUUUUCUUCCCCAGUCUUACUGUGCGUUUGAUUUUGCAACUCUGCCACAUCAGCUGCAGGACACCUUCUUAAGGAUUCCCUUGCUGGUUGAAUUGUGGCAUAAGGAUAAAAUGAGUAAAGAUUUACUUCUGGGAAUUGCGAGAAUCCAGCUUUCUAACAUCUUGUCCUCAGAAAAAACUCGUUUUUUAGGUUCUAAUGGUGAACAGUGUUGGCGUCAAACUUACAGUGAAAGUGUGCCUGUGAUAGCAGCACAAGGAUCAAAUAACAGGAUAGUAGAUCUUUCUUACACAAUGACACUAGAAGAUUAUGGACUGGUAAAAAUGCGUGAGAUCUUUGUCUCUGAUUCUUCUCAGAAUGUACCUGCUGUACAAGAGAAGUCAGCUUCUCUUCCCCCAGCACCCUGUCCUUCAGAGAUCCAGAUAGAGCCUCGGGAAACUUUAGAGUACAAAGCAGCACUUGAACUAGAAAUGUGGAAGGAGAUGCAAGAAGACAUUUUUGAAAAUCAGCUAAAGCAGAAAGAACUGGCUCAUAUGCAGGCUCUUGCAGAGGAAUGGAAGAAAAGGGACCGAGAAAGGGAAUCACUAGUAAAGAAAAAGGUGGCUGAAUAUACUGUUCUGGAAGGAAAACUUCAAAAAACCCUAAUCGACUUAGAGAAGCGAGAGCAGCAGCUUGCUAGUGCAGAAUCUGAGCUUCGAAGAGAAAAAAAGGAACUACAAUCAGAACGUGAACGAAACACGCAAGAACUUCAGGAUUCUAAGCGUAGAGCCAAAGAAGACUGUAUUCACCAAGUGGAGCUAGAAAGGUUGAAGAUUAAGCAGCUUGAGGAAGAUAAACACCGACUUCAGCAGCAGCUUACUGAUGCUGAAAAUAAAUAUAAAAUUUUGGAGAAAGAAUUUCAGCAGUUCAAGGAUCAGCAAAGCAACAAACCAGAAAUCCGUCUACAAUCUGAAAUAAAUCUUCUCACUUUGGAAAAGGUUGAACUUGAAAGAAAGUUGGAAUCCGCAACUAAGUCUAAACUGCAUUACAAGCAGCAGUGGGGACGAGCUUUGAAAGAACUUGCCAGACUUAAACAGAGGGAGCAAGAAAGUCAAAUGGCUCGUCUGAAAAAACAGCAAGAGGAGUUGGAACAGAUGAGACUGCGUUACCUGGCUGCUGAGGAAAAAGAUGCAGUAAAAACUGAACGACAAGAAUUAUUGGAUAUAAGAAAUGAAUUGAACAGGUUAAGGCAGCAAGAACAAAAACAGGGCCAGGAUGCCAGAGAGAUAGCAAGUGGGAAAAUGGACAGCCCCCACAGUAACGCACUGGAAGAAGGGCUGGAUGAUUAUUUGACUCGCCUCAUAGAAGAGAGGGACACGUUGAUGAGAACGGGUGUGUACAAUCACGAGGAUCGGAUAAUAAGCGAACUUGACCGACAGAUAAGAGAGAUUUUGGCAAAAAAUAAUGCCAGUAAUUAAUAACAUUUGGAACAUCUUUACAGAGACACCAGGUCUGAAUUUUAGUUUCCUUGUAAAACCCUUACAAGUGAAGAAAAUUGAUGUUUUAAAAUGCUAUUUUCAGGUUUUUUAAACAAAAUUUUAUAUAUUAUUGUAUAGUAUUUAUUUGAUUGUAUUUACUUUGUGCUACCUCUCAUGCUGGUUUUAUUUGUCCUACGCAUUUUCUACUCAUUUUACACGGCUUGUCAGUGCUUCUUGUAGUUUAUAAUCUGAGGGCUAACUUUCAAAACAGCUUUUCACCAGUUUGUUAUAGGAGAAAUGACUGCAGGAUUGUUCAGUUAUUUAAUUUUUCAUGUUGAGCCAAAAGAGUAUAUGUUGCACUUUAAAAAAUGCUGUGUCCUAAUUCCAUUUGAAUGUAAAUAUCUUAAAAGUUGAUGCCAAUUUUAAAUGUAACCAGUUUAACUCAUUUCAGACAACCUAUCUUUUUUCCUUAACUUGUAAUGUUUGCAAAUGACAACCUUGAAAAUAAAGCAGGAUCAAUGCAGAGAAGCCAUAUGACAUAUUGAGUGGCAGAUUCGUCAUUUAUUUAAAUAAAGUUAAUACAGACAAAACUUGUUUCAAGAGCUAGUGAAUUUUCAGACUUUCAGUGUACUGGUAACUUGAACUUUUAAUAUGGUCUUCUCUGUCAGCUUCCUGCUGGGAUUGGCGUUGUUUUCUUUCACUAACGUCAGAGAUUUCCUUUUAUUUCCAGUGAUAAUAGUACUAGUUGUUAACUCAGACCCUCUCUAAUAGAACACGGAAACACACACACAAAGAAAAGAGAGUAAAAAUCAACUAUUUUUACUCCCCCUAAUUUUAAUCGGUCUUUUUCAAAACUGUAUGAGAUGAAGUCAAUGGAUUUAUGUAGCAUCAGGUCGGUAUGAAGAGUUCCCUUACUUCGUAUUCUUCAGAGCCAACAUUUGUCGGUAAAGCAAUACUUUCCACCUCUUUUUAUAGAGUACUGAAAAGUUUUUAACAAAUUCGCAAAUUAGGUUGAGUCUGAACAUAGAUGUAGUUUAAAAAUUAUGAUUUCCAAAUGUAAUAAAUUUAAGUAUAUGCUUUAGGAAGUUACCAAUAACUUCCAUAAAAGCAGAAUAAAGAUAUUUACUUUUUUGUCGUUUUCAACAAGAUAUAUUUCAUAUUAAGGAAAUUAAAGUCCUUUUACUCACCAUGUUUUUUCCUUAUUAACAAACUAUUGAUCUUCUAAAAAUAACCCAGCAGUAAAUAAGAAAUUACUGAAUGAGAGGAUAAUGAAUCGUUGACUCAUAGAAGGAAUUUACAAUAUUAAUUAUGGUUAGAUAUAUUCUCUCAGUGAUUUUUGUGCCACAUGAAUGGAACAGAAGUAUUCUUUUUGUUUUGGGAAGUCUCAAGUAAAUUUCUGUGACUGUUAAUACCCUCAGUUGCCUUAUGUGCUGCCUGGGACUGUUUCCAAACACUAGAGGGGGCCCUAGAUUUAAAGAAACAAAAAGGACUUUUCUAAAAUGGAUGUGUGGUUUAUUUUGCCUUCUGUAAAGCUUUUUCGGCUAUUGUAAUUUAACAAAUAAAAUCAUAAUUGUAUGCCUCUUUGA
Molecule: messenger RNA, 4664 nt
Organism: Otolemur garnettii (small-eared galago)
Lineage: Eukaryota; Metazoa; Chordata; Mammalia; Primates; Galagidae
Gene: CEP120
Product: centrosomal protein 120
Exons: 21
Coding region: 118-3078 (986 amino acids)
Biological process (GO): interkinetic nuclear migration; centrosome cycle; positive regulation of centriole elongation
Cellular component (GO): centrosome; centriole
Source: RefSeq, a predicted model, not a curated record